AUGGCUACUUCUCUCACUCUCACUCUCACUCUCACUCUCAAGCUUACCACUACCAGCACUCUCUCUCCCUUCCAUUGCACCAAAUUCACAAAACCCAGAAAUCAUAGCACCAAAAUUCGAUGCAUAGGAUGGGACCCAGAAGGAAUAUUGAGAGCACCCCAAACAGGGCACAUAGCAAGACUGGAAUUCAACAGGCGCCUUGAGAAAGACGCCGAGGCAAGGGAAGACUUCGAACGCCAUGUCCGAGAAGAAAAAGAGCGCCGCCGAGCUCUUCGAGAGUCUCGGGUGAUACCGGAUACUGCGGCCGAGCUGGUGGAGUAUUUUCUUGAUACUGAAGCUCAGGAGAUUGAAUUUGAGAUUGCAAGAAUGAGGCCUCGAUUGAAUGAGGAAUUUUUCUCACACCUGAAAGGUGAACUGGGGAAACUGAGGUUUGCCGUGCCAAAGACUCAGGAAAUGGAAGACAGAUUGAUAGAACUGGAAGCACUCCAAAAGGCUCUGCAGCAAGGAACAGAAGCCUAUGAUAAAAUGCAAGAUGAACUCGUAAAAGCGAGGAAGAACUUAAUGAAAAUUUUGACAUCGGAUAAUGUCAAGACUACUCUAUUGGAAAUGGUUGAGCAGAAUGAGUUGAAUAGAUCCUUGUUGAUGCUUCUUGAUGAAAAUAUUGCGAAUGCAUAUCAGGCUAACCAGAUUUCAACUGCUUUUCUAGACCCUAGGGAUAACCAACCUGGCCCAGUGCCUGUAAAAGGAGGGGUAAGGAGGAAGGAUCGAGCCCUUUCUUUUAGGCAUAGGAUUCUCUCAAAACUUUGGUUUGUAGUGCCAUGUUCAUCCCUUAAACUUGACUUUUGGAGGAGUAUGCUAUGUGGUUGCUUUGAAGAAGGAUCCUCAAUAUCAGAAACUCCUAAAGUUAGAAGUUUUGACAAGAUAUCUCAUAGUAGUCUUUGUAUUGAAGUAGCAAGCUAG
Molecule: messenger RNA, 960 nt
Organism: Fraxinus pennsylvanica
Lineage: Eukaryota; Viridiplantae; Streptophyta; Magnoliopsida; Lamiales; Oleaceae
Source: the annotation of a GenBank genome assembly